Cynocephalus volans (Philippine flying lemur) is the source of this 4113-nucleotide messenger RNA. It is a transcript of the gene ZNF317, whose product is annotated as zinc finger protein 317. Gene Ontology annotation, molecular function: RNA polymerase II cis-regulatory region sequence-specific DNA binding; DNA-binding transcription factor activity, RNA polymerase II-specific. The coding region runs from base 469 to 2265 and encodes 598 amino acids. Lineage: Eukaryota; Metazoa; Chordata; Mammalia; Dermoptera; Cynocephalidae. The record is from RefSeq and is a predicted model, not a curated record. Gene Ontology annotation, biological process: regulation of transcription by RNA polymerase II. The transcript has 7 exons.
UGCAGCCAGACACAUGGGCAAAGGAGCUUUCCGUAGCGGCUUCUUUCGACCUGUUGGGGACCCUCCGCUUCCCCGCGGCCGACGGGACCUUCCGUAUGAACGUUUCAUCCCUUCAGCGGCAGCUUCCGUGACUUCCGGUCCCCCGAUUCUAUCCCCAGUCGUGUAAGCCCUGCUUUCUCACUUAACCCUUUCCGCCCCUGCGUUCCUGAGGAUACGAGAGGCCCACGAAGCGGGGAGGAAUAAGGGGUUACCGAGACCAGGAAUGCAGGCAGCCAGGCGAGGAGGGCGUGUUAAACCCCGUGAUCAGCGAUGUGAGACGCCGGCGACGCGAGGACUGAAAUUCGACUACUACAUUUAGUGGCGAGCCAGGCACUGGUGCCUGCUGGGAGAGUCCCAUGAGAGUGAGAGCGUAGCAUCCUGGUUCUCCCAGUGCCCUGUUGUUCAGGCAGAUCGGCUGUCAUUCUCAGGAUGGCAGCCCUCCGUCUGUCUCCCACGUUUGCUGUGUCCACCCAGGACCCUGCCUGCCCCCAAGAGUCAGAAUUUCCUCUUUCUUCAAAAGACUGUUCCUGUCCCCCAAAUUUGGACCUUUUUGCUUGUGAUGGUCUGGAGCCUCAUCCACCAACCAGUGUUGGUUCCCAGGAAUCGGUGACUUUCCAGGAUGUUGCUGUGGACUUUACUGAGAAGGAGUGGCCCUUGCUGGAUUCUUCUCAGAGGAAACUGUACAAAGAUGUGAUGCUGGAGAACUAUAGCAACCUCACUUCAUUAGGAUAUCACGUUGGCAAACCCAGCCUCAUCUCACACUUGGAGCAAGAGGAGGAGCUGAGGGCAGAGGAGAGGGGGAUUCACCAAGGCUGUCGUCCAGAUUGGGAGAAUCCAUCUAAAACCAAGUGGUCAAUUCUAAUGGAAGAUAUUUUUGGGAAAGAAACAUCCAGUGGUGUGACAGUGGAAAGAACUCGUCUCGGAGAGAAAUCCACCGAGUAUGCUCACUUGUUUGAAGUCUUCAGCAUGGGCACUCACCUCACCCAGCAGAUGGGAAGACACACAGGCAAGAGGCCCUAUCACCGCCGUGACUAUGGGGUAGCCAUCAAGAGCAGGUCACAUCUCACUCAACACGUGAGCAUGUACGACGGGAGGAAAAUGCACGAGUGUCAUCAGUGCCAAAAAGCCUUCACCACAAGUGCUUCCCUUACACGUCAUAGGAGGAUACACACAGGGGAGAAGCCGUAUGAAUGCAGCGACUGUGGGAAAGCUUUCAAUGACCCUUCGGCCCUCAGGAGUCAUGCGAGAACUCACCUCAAAGAGAAGCCCUUUGACUGCAGUCAGUGUGGAAAUGCAUUCCGGACCCUCUCUGCCCUGAAGAUACACAUGAGAGUUCACACUGGGGAGAGACCUUAUAAGUGUGAUCAGUGUGGGAAGGCCUACGGCAGGAGCUGCCACCUCAUUGCACACAAGCGAACGCACACUGGAGAAAGGCCCUACGAAUGCCACGACUGCGGGAAAGCUUUCCAGCACCCUUCACAUCUUAAGGAGCAUGUUAGGAAUCAUACUGGGGAGAAACCCUACAAAUGCAUUCAGUGUGGCAAAACCUUCCGAUGGAAGUCUAACUUUAAUUUGCACAAGAAGAACCACAUGGUGGAGAAAACCUAUGAAUGUAAAGAAUGUGGGAAAUCCUUCGGUGAUCUCGUAUCACGGAGGAAACACAUGAGAAUUCAUGUUGUCAAGAAACCCGUUGAAUGUCGACAGUGUGGGAAAGCCUUUAGAAACCAGUCUAUCCUUAAGACACACAUGAAUUCCCAUACUGGAGAGAAACCAUACGGGUGCGACCUCUGUGGGAAAGCCUUCAGUGCGAGCUCAAACCUAACUGCACACAGGAAAAUACACACUCAAGAGAGACGCUAUGAAUGUGUGGCCUGCGGGAAAGUCUUUGGUGAUUAUUUAUCCCGGAGGAGGCAUAUGAGCAUUCAUCUUGUAAAGAAACGUGUUGAAUGUAGGCAGUGUGGAAAAGCCUUCAGAAACCAGUCCACCCUGAAGACACACAUGAGAAGUCACACAGGAGAGAAGCCAUAUGAGUGUGAUCAUUGUGGGAAAGCCUUCAGCAUAGGCUCUAAUCUUAAUGUUCAUAGGAGAAUACACACUGGGGAGAAGCCCUAUGAAUGCCUUGCCUGUGGGAAAGCCUUCAGUGAUCAUUCAUCCCUUAGGAGCCAUGUGAAAACUCACCGGGGAGAGAAGCUCUUUGUGUCAUCAGUGUGGAAAAGGCUCCAGUGAGCACUGCUGUCAGAGAAACAUGAGCACUUAGACUGGAUAGAAACCUUAUAGGCGUAAAGAGGGCAGGAAGCCUUCCUGAGCUCUCCUUACUGGGCACAAAAGAAUACAUAUAACUUGGGAGCAAUCCAUUUUCUGUAAAGACUAAGUGAAGACAGGAGAAUUGUGAGAACUCACAUUGGGGAUGAAAAUUGGUGUCUUUGGUGUGGAGAAGCCUUCAGUGUACAUUCAGCUCUUAACAUAUUAGAAUUUAGGGAGAGAAACCCCAGUGUGGCAUUUGUAAUGUCAGAGUAACCUUAGCACCACCUCUCAUUUUCUGGGCACAAAAGUGUUAAGCACACUAGGCGAACCUUUCCAGGUCUCACGCUAUUCCUCAUGAGAAAAAUCACACUCGAGAAAAAGUAAAGUAAGCCAUGUGGGAAGGUCGGUAACAGUGGUCUGCAGAUGAUGGCCAGCUUUCUGUUUUUUCAUGGCUUGUAGGCUAAGAAUAGUCAUUAUAUUUUAUAUGGGACAGAGACCAGAUAUGGCCCACAAAGCCUGAAAUACUUGCUAUCUGACCUUUUAUAGGAAAACUUUGCCCAGCCUUGGUCUACAGCAGAGGUUGUCAGCUGGUGGUAAUAGGGGGACAUUUUUGAUUGUUAGAACUGGAGGUGAUGGGGGGUACUAUCGGCACGUAGCAGGAUGGAAGGUAUCAGGGAUGAUGGUAAAUAUCCCACAAUGCACAGGAACUCCCCCCUCCAAUAGCAAAGAAUUACGUGCCCCAAAAUGUCAGUAUUGCAGAGGUUGUGAAUAAUCUCUGUUAUUCUUCAGUUAUUACCUACAGUCAUCCCUCAAUGUUUAUGAAUCUUGUGAGCACUUAUGCUAGGAGAUAUUUCUUUUUAAAACUUUUAAAAUAUAAUCACCGCAGUUCUUUUAGGAAAAAACCUUGAGAACUCUCACUGCUGAUAAUCCCUAUGUGGAAAUGAAUUUAGCCACAGGCCCCUUAUUUGUGCAAAUGAAAAUUUUCACUGGGAGAAAAGCCCCAAUGGAAUUUUCCAGUGAGUAUGGGAUUGCACUUAUCAGUCUUCUAUCAUGAAAACACACCCAGCUCGUGAAUUUUUUAGUCUUUUAAGGUUAUGCUCCUCUGAGUAACCCUUGAGACUCAUCACAGAAAGCUUGUAUAUAGUAUUUUUAAUAUAGCUUCAUUCUUGAAAUGUCUUAAUUUCCUUUUGGAUAACUUACUUGACCAAUGACAUCUUUGGAAUUGUGUUAUGUACUGUGUAACAUGUGGGUAUUUUUUAGUACCUGUUUGUUACUGGUAUCUAAUUCAAAUGCAUUGUGAUCAGAGCAUGAUGUCUUUAUUAGAUGGAUCCUUUGGUAUGUUUGCAGCCUGCUGUCCAGCCAGAAGUGGCUUAUGCUUCUAGUUCCUCCCCAGGUAUCUGCUCUCAUCUUCUUCCAUGUCACGAGAAUCCAGGUUCUGCCAGAUUAGUAAGGUGUGCUAUAUUUUAAAAUCUCUCAUAGGUUUUCUUGUAACUAGUACAGUCCAUGUCCCAUAGCCCUGGCCACUGACGAGUAAGCAGAUGUCACUGUGUGGGCUUCUGAGAAAGCUCUUGAAAAGGUCAUUCUCACGUGGAUUCUUCUUUACAUAUUUUGUUCUUUGCUUUCCUCCUACUUCUCACCUUGCAAGGAGAUCCAGUAUCUAGUGUUCAGAGAUCCACCUUGUGACCAUGAGGAUGAAAGCCACAGUUUAAGAAGGACACUGCAGAAAAGUCACAAUGGUCCUGGUCCACCUGUGGCUUCUUUGUCUUCACUAGCUGUGGAUUUGUUACCUCCAGACUUCCUCUUACAUGGAAAAAAUAAAAUUGAUUAUUG